Hemibagrus wyckioides is the source of this 2101-nucleotide messenger RNA. RefSeq names its product apolipoprotein L4-like. NCBI's taxonomy places the organism in Eukaryota, Metazoa, Chordata, Actinopteri, Siluriformes, Bagridae. Bases 469 to 2100 code for a protein of 543 amino acids. The record is from RefSeq and is a predicted model, not a curated record. Gene Ontology annotation, biological process: lipoprotein metabolic process; lipid transport. The transcript has 5 exons. Gene Ontology annotation, cellular component: membrane; extracellular region. Gene Ontology annotation, molecular function: lipid binding.
UGCUGUGACUUGCUUCAUCUAAAUAAGAAUGUCAAAGUGUAGAAGAUAAAAUGAUAAAAACAAACAAACAAACAAUUUUUGUGAAUCAAUUCUUUUGACUCACCUAAAAGAGUCGUUUGGUAAAGAGCCAGAGCUGCUGUGAGGUCAGUCUGUCAGGAGAGCUGAUGAGAAGAGUUAGGGUUCGAAAGUCUAUAAUCGUUUAUUGUGACAUUUUCUGGGACUGAAAGUGAUCAGAGAGAUAAAAUGGUGUUUGUAUAUCACUAAUGAUAGAAACUAACUUUAUUGAUCAAAUUUGCUGACAAAGAAAACAACACAGCAUCCACCUGACUGACCAAGACUCCGCGUGAGGAAAUAUUUUAUUCCACAGAGAAGUGAUCUACAUUCCAACAUUUAGACCUGAGGAGGAACUGAAUCAGGAAAAUCCACAGCUUUGAUUUUAAUGGAGCAUUAAAUCAGCUGGGACUGAAAAUGUCCUCCAUUUCUGGAAUGACUCAGCAGCUGUUGAUCAUCUACCUCUUAGACACUCUCAAAUACACAAAAACUGUUAAGGACUUUUAUGACAGAGAGUCAAAAUGGACCUCACAGAGAGAGACCGAGCUGGAGAUGAUGAGAGACAUCAAAGACCGGGCUGAGGACAAGAACAAAGCUCUUGGUGAAUUCAUGCGCAGUAACUUUAAUGAGGUUACAGCAGAUUCCAGAAGGAAGAAGCUGGAGAAGAAGCUGGAAGAAGUUCUGAAGAAUACUUUAGAAGGUCUGGAGAAACUCCAACACUUCCUGGAUGCAGUGGAGAAGCUUGCUGUCACGUCACUGUUCGUCUUCAUGGGCGAGAGCUUCAUGCCAAAGGGAGUGAGUUCCAUGUCCGUACGUUCGGUGAUCUCUGCAGCCAGAAUGGUGUGUCCACUCCUCGUCCACUUCAAGAGAGACGCAGGAGCUUUCUUCCAGCCGAACCUCAACAAUGUGGAAGUCCUGGCCUCCCAGCUGGAGAAAUACAUCCAGGUCACUCAGCAGAUCUGUGAGAAGAUGGAGAAAAAAUCCAAGUACAUCUCAGGCUCUGAAGGUGUUCCUGAAUGGAUAGAUGAGAAACUUUCACUGAAAUUAAAUUUCAUCAUGAAUGAGGAGCAGAAAUUGUAUGAUCAUUUACUCCAGCUAACCAAAAUCAGGAUGGACGAGUCGUUCAGGCUGACUUUCCUGUUCAAUAUGAAGGCACAGGACUUCAUCCUCAUAUUCAGUGAGCGUCACUCCAGAAUGCUUCAGUUCCUGUCUGAUUUAGAUGAAGCUGCAGAUCAGCUGGACAAGAUGAAGCGAGGCUCUGACAUCUCCUCUGUGGCUGGAAGUUCAGUCGGUAUCGCAGGAGGUGUUUUGUCCAUCAUAGGUUUAGCUCUUGCUCCUGAGACUGCAGGAGUAUCUUUGGCUCUCACAAUCAUAGGAGCUGGUCUUGGAGUCACCAGCGGCGUUAACACCAUCGUUACCAGUAUCACUGAAAUGGCAGUCAAUCGUCGCCAAACGAAAAAGGCCAAAAAGAACUUUGUCAGAUUUAGGGAUGAUGUUCAGAAGAUCCUAGAUUAUAUGGAUGAAGUGGCCAGAACUGAGGCUCCUUUAGCAGGUCCUGAUGGUGUUACCACACAAUCUGAAGCUGUGAAACUGCCUGCUGCAGCUGGAGCUGUAGGCAAAAGUAUUGAUGCUAUUGUGGAUGGAGCUUCAGCUGUAAAAGCUCUCAGAAGUGAGGUGGUGAUGGCGAAGGCAGCUAAUAUGGGGUUUAAGGAAGCUAAAGCAGGUCGGAGCAUCACAAAACUGGCUGCAGAUCUUCCUGACAUUAGACCAGUGGCUAAAGGAGCUCCUCUGGCCCUUUCAAAGACAGCCAGGGCAGGGUUCAUAACUGUAAAUGCCUUCUUUAUUGGUCUGGACAUGUUUAUUAUCUACAAAAGUGGUAUCAGUCUGUCCAAAGGAAGCAAAAACAAAGCAGCUCCACUAAUUCGCUCCAGAUCAGUUCUGUGGCGCUCAGAGGUGAAGGCCUGGGAGAAGAUUCAUGACCAUCUGCAUGAAGGAAUCUCAGAGUUUAACGAGAAUCGGCGAAUUCUAGAGCAGCCUUUAUACUUUUAAA